ACAUGCCGUAGCCACCCACAGAGACUUGAGGAGUUUUAGUGCGCAGCCAAUCGUCGACGCAAACCAGCAAUCGAUACUGCACAUAGCGAGGCUUGGAGUGGGAGGGGGGCGCUUGGAAGCAAAACAUGGCGAAAUAACAAGUUUGGUCGUCAGACGCCGUUUUGAGGCUGGGCACGAUAUACCGCAGUGUUGGAUUUACAACUCCCGAGUGCUCCAAUCUGGAUGGUGGACACGGACGCGACGCGCAACUUUAAAGAGUCGAGGGCCCGGUUUAGAUUAAGUGUUGCGGGGUUUAGUCCAGAACACACCGCCCGCCUGACUGUGUUUUUCCGGAAAGGUUGGCAUCGCUGGGCGCGACUGUCAAAAUAGAAAAUGAAAGAAGAAGCAAAGUUUAUUGCAGACGAGACUGUUUAGCCUGCUGUUUUAGCCGCAUUAGCUAACCCGUUAAAGAGCCAUUAAUUGCGCCCACCUGCCUCUUCGCAACGCCGAAUUUGGGAUUAUUUCGGAAGUUUAACAACCGCGGACCCAUUCGAAAGACUCUUAUAACAAUACCUUCGGGGAUAGUUACUUAAAAUAUCAGUGCCAGUUUGAUAGGCGGUUCUGGUGCGGUACUGAAGGAACGGGCGCCAUCACGUUGCGUUCGCUUGGGGAAAAAAACAUUGCGUAUUUUGGCAUUUCUUCCCCCCCUUUUUACUCCGUUAAUAGAUUGUUGCCAUUUUUCGGAAUGCCUCCCAUGACACCGCAGCUGGCUUGUUAUUUAAAAUCGAAGACAUCUUGUUGAAAUGAACGCAGCAAGGUGUUCAACAGUGGAGGUGCACUGCUUGGAAAAGCUGCCAGUUCGUCGAAGGGCGCCUGUGGCCGAAUUAGAGUAAAAGUUUGUAUAAAUAAAUGAUAUAUUUUAAAUCGGUCGUGCUAUUAUUCCAUUCCUCAAGACGAGAUUUGGAGAGUUGACGCGACCUAACCAGCUGCGAGCUCGAAACUGCGAUGUGUUUGCUCAUCUGAGUACUGCAACAAUUUUCGCAAAUUGGACUGUCUAUUGCGGCCAUUUAAGAUCACCAACGGUGCCACCUUCACACCUUCAAAGUGCUCCUUUUGAAAAAUCUGGCUAACUUGAUAAGCUAACGUUGCAAGUUUGGCCAGCCAUGUCUGAAAACGCCCCCACGCGAAGCCUGGAUGACAUCGACCUGGCAGCUCUGAGGGAUCCAGCUGGAAUCUUUGAGCUGGUUGAGGUGGUCGGCAAUGGGACAUAUGGGCAAGUAUACAAGGGCCGCCAUGUUAAGACGGGCCAGCUCGCGGCCAUCAAGGUGAUGGAUGUUACGGAGGAGGAAGAGGAGGAAAUCAAAGCUGAAAUCAACAUGCUGAAAAAAUACAGUCACCACCGCAACAUAGCCACGUAUUACGGUGCCUUCGUCAAGAAGAGUCCACCAGGACACGAUGACCAGCUUUGGUUGGUGAUGGAGUUCUGCGGCGCCGGCUCGGUGACCGACUUGGUGAAAAACACAAAGGGCAGCUCUCUGAAGGAGGACUGGAUCGCGUACAUCUGCAGAGAAAUCCUAAGGGGCCUUUCCCACCUGCACACCCACAAAGUCAUCCAUAGAGACAUCAAGGGCCAGAAUGUUCUUCUCACAGAGAAUGCAGAGGUCAAACUCGUUGAUUUUGGAGUCAGCGCUCAGUUAGACAGAACCGUGGGCCGCAGAAACACCUUCAUCGGUACGCCUUACUGGAUGGCGCCGGAGGUCAUCGCCUGCGACGAGAACCCCGACUCCACCUACGACUACAGGAGCGACAUCUGGUCCUUGGGUAUCACCGCCAUCGAAAUGGCCGAAGGAGCGCCGCCACUGUGUGACAUGCAUCCAAUGAGAGCCCUCUUCCUGAUUCCCCGGAAUCCCCCUCCUAAACUUAAAUCCAAAAAGUGGUCCAAGAAAUUUAUUGACUUUAUCGAGGCCUGCCUUGUGAAGACGUAUCCCAGCCGACCAUCCACAGAGCAGCUGCUCAAGCACUCCUUCAUCAGGGACCAGCCCACCGAGCGCCAGGUCCGAAUUCAACUCAAAGACCACAUUGACCGGACGCGCAAAAAAAGGGGAGAGAAAGAGGAGACGGAGUACGAGUACAGCGGCAGCGAUGAAGACGAUGAGAAUCGAAGCGAUGACAGAGAGUCGAGCUCAAUCCUCAACGUGCCCGGAGAGUCCACCCUCCGUCGGGACUUCCAGCGUCUCCAACAAGAGAACAAGGAGCGGUCGGAGGCUCACAAGAGACAGCAGGCCCAAUUGGCCGCUCAGCGCCGGGACCCUGAGGAGCACAAGAGGCAAUUGCUGCACGACAGACAGAAACGCAUUGAGGAGCAAAAAGAGCAGCGGCGACGACUGGAAGAGCAACAGAGAAAGGAGCGAGAGAUGGUGAGGCAGCAAGAAAAAGGUCCCCAUCGGAGACUUGACGAUAUGAGACGGGAGGAAGAUAGAAGGCUGGCCGAAAGAGAGCAGGAGUUUAUAAGACAUAAGUUAGAAGAAGAGCAACGGCAGCUCGAAAUCCUCCAGCAGCAGCUGCUUCAGGAGCAGGCAUUGCUUAUGGAGUACAAACGUAAGCAGCUGGAGGAGCAGCGUCAGUCAGAGCGGCUGCAGAGGCAGCUUCAACAGGAGCAUGCUUACUUGGUGUCGCUGCAGCAACAGCAACAGGAAAGGAAGCCCCAACUCUACCACUACAACAAAAACCUGGAGCCCAAUAAUAAACCCACAUGGGCCCGUGAGGUGGAGGAGCGAAGCAAGCUCAACAGACAGGGCUCUCCGAAAAUCUGUACCACCGUCUCUGACACGGCCAUCCAGUCACGCUCGGACUCAAUCGGCCCGUCUGGAGCGGCCCAGUCUGCUCAGACGCCCCCGAUGCAGAGGCCCGUUGAACCUCAAGGGGGGCAGGGCAAGUUGCAGAUGGCUCACUUGGUUCCACUAAAGCCUUACGCCGCCCCUGUCCCACGCUCCCAGUCUCUCUGCGACCAGCCUACUAAGACCAUGUCCGCAUUCCCUACCCAGGACCCCUCCCUCGCCCUCACGCCCCGACCCAUCCACUCCAGAGAGCUAGUGCGUCAGAACUCAGACCCUACAUCUGAGACCCCCGCGCCACUGAUGCACCAAAUCAGGGAGGAUCAUGGGCCCUGGAUCCGCUUGCCAGAUGUGGAACUCCCACCCAAGUUCAAUCCUCAGAUUCCCCAGAGAACAGCAUCAAUUGCAACAGCUCUCAACACCAACCUGACUUCUGGCAUCAGGCAUCCAGUGAGAGCCAGUAAUCCGGAUCUCAGCAGAAACGAUCGCUGGGAGAGAGGCGAUAAUAUUGGCAUCAUAUCUGAUCUCCCACAGACGGGCUCGUUGGAAAGGCAUCGCAUCCUCAGUACCUCCAAGAUGGAGUCGCCCAUUCUAUCCCAGGAUAGUCGUCACAAGCCAGGGGAGUCUCGCACCUCUUCUCGCCCAGGGCGUCCUGCUGAUCACGGCCUCUUUGCCAAAGAGCGUGCUGAAGAACAACCCAGGCCUCCAGUCAAGGCCAAUGAUUACUCCUCCUCCUCGGAGAGUAGUGAGAGUAGUGAGGAGAGCGAAAACGGAGAAGGAGCUGAAGAGGAUGAAAGUCCAUCUGAUCGCCACAGGGACGCAGACACGGAUUCGGUCAACACCAUGGUGGUUCAUGAAGUUGAGGGCGAGGAGGCGGAAGGAGAGCAAGCUGGAGGUUAUGGAGAUCAGACCAUGUUGGUACAAAGGACCCCUGAGAAGCGGAGCCACAAUGGCUACACUAACUUACCAGAUGUGGUGCAGCCCUCACACUCCCCCACUGAUUCUGCCACUCACUCCUCCCCUGGGAAGGACUCUGUGUAUGAUUAUCAGUCCAGAUGUUUGGUCAAGGCACCUGGCAAGUCCUCCUUCACCACCUUUGUGGAUCUUGGAAUGUACCAGACACCGGGAGGUACCGGGGAUAACAUUUCUGUUACAAGCUCAAGGUUUGAACAGCUGAAGAUGGAGGUCAGGAAGGGUUCCAUGGUGAACGUGAAUCCCACCAACACACGCCCCCCUACUGACACACCUGAGAUCCGAAAGUACAAGAAGAGGUUCAACUCUGAGAUCCUGUGUGCGGCGCUUUGGGGUGUGAACCUGUUGGUGGGGACAGAGAAUGGUUUGAAGUUGCUGGACCGCAGUGGACAGGGCAAAGUUUAUCCACUUAUCAACUCGCGCCGGUUCCAGCAGAUGGAUGUUUUGGAGGGCCUCAAUCUGCUCAUCACCAUUUCAGGCAAGAAAAACAAGGUGCGUGUCUACUACCUGGCCUGGCUGAGGAAUAAGAUCCUCCACAAUGACCCCGAAGUGGAGAAGAAGCAAGGCUGGACCACUGUGGGCGAGAUGGAGGGCUGCGUGCACUACAAAGUUGUGAAAUACGAGAGGAUAAAGUUCCUUGUGAUUGCUUUGAAGAAUGCCGUGGAAGUGUAUGCUUGGGCGCCCAAGCCUUAUCACAAAUUCAUGGCCUUCAAGUCUUUUGCAGACCUGCCACACAGGCCAGUCCUUGUGGACCUGACAGUGGAGGAGGGUCAGAGGUUAAAGGUCAUCUACGGCUCCUGUACCGGCUUCCACGCCAUCGACGUGGACUCCGGAAACAACUAUGACAUUUACAUCCCCGUCCAUAUCCAGAGCCACGUGACGCCGCACGCCAUCGUGUUCCUGCCCAGUUCCGACGGCAUGGAGAUGCUUCUGUGCUACGAGGAUGAGGGCGUCUAUGUCAACACGUAUGGUCGCAUCAUCAAGGAUGUGGUCCUGCAGUGGGGCGAAAUGCCGACAUCUGUCGCUCACAUCUGCUCCAAUCAGAUCAUGGGCUGGGGAGAGAAAGCCAUUGAGAUUCGCUCAGUGGAGACUGGCCACUUGGAUGGCGUCUUCAUGCACAAGAGAGCUCAGAGGCUUAAGUUCCUGUGUGAGAGGAACGACAAGGUAUUCUUUGCCUCAGUGCGGUCGGGAGGCAGCAGCCAGGUGUACUUCAUGACCUUGAAUAGAAACUGCAUCAUGAACUGGUGAAGGAUGAGCAGCUUCGCUCUGGGCGGAGCCAGCAGGAUCUGGAAAUGGAAGCGCAUCUGACAUUCUCUUACACACACAGGCGAGCAUGCUCAUUCGCAUUCGUUUUUGUAUACACGUACGCACGCAGACACACUGAUAACUCACGGACAAAAACAAAACAAAACGCACGUGCGCUCUGAUAAAAAAAUCUCAAAAGGAGUCUUUAAAUUUUUUCCGAUCAGCUUCAUGGCCUCAAUAAUAAUUUCUCACUGUACCCAUUACAAAAAGUCACUGAUGUUUAUAGCAUUUAUUUGUACUGUUUUGAUUCCUGUCCUGACUUCCCUUAAUUGGUGGAGUAUCGGCAACUGCUUAGUUCCUCAUUGUGAAGUACUGUACUGUAAAUUCCCAGAUGUCUCGCCAGGUGCAGAAGGCGUUAUUUACCAACACUGUAUGUUCAAGUUGAGCUGUAAAUAGCACAAAUCAUCUGCGGGUCUCUUCCGGUUUAGCCGUCAUUGGUUGCACGGCCGACUCAGAGGAUGCCCGCACACCCAUCUGCUGUGGCUUAAGGCUCCCAAAUUUCAUAGAGGCUUAAAAGGAAAAUUUGGGCCAGCUCAUCCAAAGUUCGAGCAAAUCUGGCAUUCCCGCUUUUGCUUGUGUCUCAGUCAUUGCAGAUUAGCUCUCGUUCGCUUCGAAAAGUUAUCAUAACUGAGCAGUACUCUGCGGCAGACAGUACUGUGAAAUGUCUUUUGUUGCUUUUUUGUUUCUUUUCUUCCGCCGAGGCAAACAAAUCAGCCUCGUCAAACUUGUACCUACCAUUUUUCAGAGAUUUACAACAAAUUUGAUAUUUAUCUGUAGUGAUUUUGAAUUACUGGUAUUCUUGAUUUUGCUCUACUGUAAUUAUAUUUCAGUGUUGUGCAGCCAUGGUUUGAGGAGAGUGUGUUAGCGUAUGUGGCUGAUUGUGUUAAAAGGGGCGCAGCGGGCUCUUCUACUCUAAAAUUCUCAAGUCGUCGCGUGGGUCUGUUAUGAGCCGCAGUGCGCCGCGGCUAAUAUUUGUUCUGAGCUGAUAGAAAGCCGACAUUUUAGCGUUAGAACCGAGAAUGGAUUUCUUUGUGUGCAUGGCUGAAGGUCAUGAUACUGUAUACACUGCUACAUGGGGGCUAAUGAAUACAAGCCAAAGGAAGUGAUCUUGCUAAGUUGAGAAGACUCUUUAACCCCCAAGUUAACGAAAACGGUCCAUUAUGCGUACGGUGACACUGGUUUGCAAUAGAAAUACUGCAGGAGCCUUUGACAGCAAGGAUUUGUUGGCGUCGGAAGGAUGGCGUUGUCGCGCUAUGGCACAUUGUGGGCUCACGAGAUGUUGAUGUAUCGUCAAGCCAAAAGUGAUAGAUAUACAUAUAUAUAUAUAUAUAUAUAUAUAUAUAUAUAUAUAUAUAUAUAUAUAUAUAUAUAUAUAUAUAUAUAUAUAUAUAUAUAUCAAUGUACAAUAGCUCGAGAGAUGUUGAUGUAUCGUCAAGCCAAAAGUGAUAGAUAUUAUAUAUAUAUAUAUAUAUAUAUAUAUAUCAAUGUACAAUAGCUCGAGCGGAAACUCGAGUGUGCAUGUAAGCCAUUGAAGUACAAUAGUGUAUCAAAGUUGUUUUCCCCUUUUUUUUUUGAAGAUUGUGUUUCUUAAUUAUAGUUGUGUGCCAUGGCCUACAUUUCACAUUGGUUUGUUGCCAUGUGUGAUUUCUGCGGUUAUUUUACCAACCUGCCAUGUUUACACUUUAAGCAGUGCCUUGGAGUUGGGACGACAAUGAUAGAAGCUAUUAUACCGUAGGUUGGGUUUAAGCCUUGCCCCCAUGUUGCUUACUAAUCGCGGAGCAAGAGGUGUAAUUUCGACCCUCGUAUUAUUGAUUGUUAUCUGCCCCUUAAAGUGCACUUAAAUUGUUGAUAUGCGUAUUGACAUGCACAUAAACGAGACUAUUCAAUGAGUAUUAAUUCAGACAUCGGCAAUAACGAAGAGUUAAAUGUCCGGCCGUGUAAGGCUAAAAAAGGUUUUGGGGAAAAGUCCAGACCCGAGUGGGGACCGGCAUAGCGAAAAGCCAUACUUGUGAAUUUUGUCUAGUGACGUCCGCUCGUAAAUUGUCGCAGCAAAUAUGAAGUCGGCGCGUUACCCUUCAAUGUUGCUAAUGUAACGUAGUCAUGGGGAAAGUAGCCUGACUAUAUUUAGAGAAGUCUAUUUUAUAACAAUAAAAAUGUAUUAUGUAAAAUUAGUCUGAGACAUUACAGUGAAUGUACUUCUAUCUAAGAGAUUUGUAUUUCUAUGAAAAUGUGUGCCGCUCUAUUAGUCAAAGCACAAUGUGUAACGGUCUAUUUUCUCAAGUGGUCGUCAGGUAAGAGACAAGCGAGUCAUCACGCGUUUCAAUGUUUUGCUGGAUCCAUCUGCUAAUAUGCUCAGGCGGUGACGGGACUUUGAGUGCAUAGACAUGGCCGGGUCACUUGAAGGCUUUUGGUUUUGAAGUUGAAAGAAAUGUGAGCGGGAAAAAUCCAGUUUUUCAUUGAGCUUCAUUCCCGAAUGAAAACACUGUUGCGUAACGUAUCUGCUAGAAUGCACAAUCGCAGGUGACACUUUUCAUAUCAAGCACACAAAAGAUGCACUACAAAAGAAAUCCAGGCUCUUAAGUUCUUCCAUUGUGGUCCAGAGACUUUUGUGGGCAGAAUUUAAGUUUUUCUUUUUUUUCUUUUUAAACAAACUAACAAUUAGUGCAUUUUUUUUUCCAUAGAUCCUCAUCAGAUUUCAAAGCAAAGUUGUUUUACAGUUUCAUGUGAUUAUUUAAAGUGAAACCUGAAUGUUUUCAAUAAUUCAUUUCCCAAAGAAGAAAUCUAACUUCCUGUUGAUCAUUCUAUUGAAAGUAUGAUAUAUAUAUAUUUUUAAAAUGCUCAUUUAUUGCUUCAGUGAUACUGGUUGGUCAUGUUGCUUCAGUUUCAUUCCAAGAGCCUCCAAAACCUCACAUCGCAGGGUGACAUUGAGAAGGUCGGGGAUGCACUUAAGUGUGUGAGGAAAAAGCAAUACAAGCAUUUGAUUGAUUCAUCCCAGUUUGGCCUCAGUUCAUUUUGGCAGGCAAAACGUUGCCUGCUUGGUGAGUCACUCUCAUUUUACCUUUUGGUUUGCUUUACAGGGCUUUUUGUUGUUGUUGUUGGGCGAUUUCUGGCUUUUCUGUGUUAGCUUUUCACAAUCAGUAACUGUGAUGCUCAAUCUUGAACGAAAUCCCACAAUUGCCUUUAUGAAUUAAACAUAAUAGAGAAGUGGAUGAAGGCAUCGACUGUAUAGGAGCUUGUGAAGCAAAUCAAUAACAGUACAGCCCAAAAACUCGAGACUUUUGAACAUUAGACUCGAUGUUUAGUUUUUUUUUUUAUUUCGGUAAACAUUGCAGUGUUUUAGUUUGCAGGUGUUUCUUAUUUGUGAGAAGAGUGUAUUUCAUAAGCUCUUUAAAACUUUAAAAAGAUUGUGUUCAUGUCUGAUACAGAAUAAAAAUCUCUUCAUCUCA
Syngnathus typhle (broad-nosed pipefish) is the source of this 8536-nucleotide messenger RNA. It is a transcript of the gene mink1, whose product is annotated as misshapen-like kinase 1. The record is from RefSeq and is a predicted model, not a curated record. Gene Ontology annotation, molecular function: protein kinase activity; ATP binding. The transcript has 31 exons. NCBI's taxonomy places the organism in Eukaryota, Metazoa, Chordata, Actinopteri, Syngnathiformes, Syngnathidae. Gene Ontology annotation, biological process: protein phosphorylation. The coding region runs from base 1143 to 5033 and encodes 1296 amino acids.